CUACAUCUCAACAAUUUCUUACGUUUCUUCAGCGACAAAUGUAAAAAUAUGCUCAAAAAUGAAAUAUUUUGUGAAGAAAGUUACAGUCAUAUUUCUAUGUCUGAUGAAGAACAUGAUCAUGUGCAUUCUGAAACAGAAACCGAAACACACAUUACAGAUAAAAACAUUAAUAUAAAAAGGAAAACAUUUUUACGAGAUUUAACAAAUGUAAAAGAAAGGAAUAAUUCACGCAUAAAUAGCUAUAAAAGGAAACAAGAUCAAUUAAUCACUGAUGAUGAAUGGAUGCACAAAAACAUACCAAAACAUAAUGAUGACAUUCAAAAAUUACCAGAAUUAUAUGUGGUAGUACGAAAAAUAGAUGAAACAUUAAAGGAAGGGACUAACAAAAAAGAUGAAUCAUCAAAAAAACGCUAUAAUAGAAUUUAAUUUCAGUAAAGUGAUUUUACUACAAUAUUUUGCUACAGUCAAGAAGAUAUUCCGUUCUACGCUGUAAACUGGAAUCUGGAGGAUAAAAGUACCAAAAAAACAUUUACAGAUAAUUUUACGAUGUCUUGACAACGAGCGCACACAUGCCUUCAUUCCUUGCGGUCAUCUUAUUGUUUCGAAAGCAUUAAACGUUUAGAAGCUGACCGAUGUCCGAUAUGUAACGUAACCUUAUGAUAACCUUAUUCGAGUUAGAAAACCAUAAGAUUUACUAAUGAUAUAAGUGAUAUUUUUUUCGUAACAGCAGAAUGGUCUUUAAAAUUAUCCAGAUAUUAAAUGCAAUAGUAAAACUUAACACGAAUAUGGCUAAUAGUGUCACUAAGCUCGUGUCGUUUAAUGCUCUUGUCGUCUAACGCUUUUCACUCUUGUUAUAGCUAUUGUGAUGUAACUGUCGACUAAAUUUAAUAUAAAGACAAACUUGUUUCACGUUAGAGUUAAGUUACAUUUUUGCAAUAUAUUACAUUUGUAAAGGAUAUUUCAAAUAUCUUCUUAUGUAAGUUGGUUAUCUUCUUACGGGCGAAAUUAUGAGUUAUGUUUGAAUGAUUUCAUAAUGAAAUUAUGAAAUUAUGAGUUAUGCAAAAUAAGUUUAAGUUCCUAGAAUAGAUAUUCGUACAGAAAGUAUAUAAAGACAAAAAAAAUGUAAAAAAAAUAUUACUUUAACAACUUUAAUUCACUACUACUACUGACUACUGUAGUUAAAAUAUUUGUUUUAUUUAAUUGACUCUAAGCUAUAAUUGGCUUACAACUAUCUAUUUUUCAAUUACAUUCGAGAAUAUAAAUAUUAAUUUUUAAAAGAGAUGAUUAUAAAAAUCAAUCUUUUGUUAUCAAUAUAUUUAAAUCUUAUUCUAUCAAGUUUUUACGUUGUGUACAAGUAUACGUUAUGCUAAAGAUAACAAGUUAACAAUUUAUUUAUAUAUUGUUACAUGUAGUGUGCGAUUCCAUUUUAUAAUUAUGUAAAGUUUUGAGAUAUCAAGAUAAAAUAUUAAAUAUUAUUUUUGUAAUAGGUAAUAAAUAUAAUUCAAAACAGUUUUUACUUUGUACGUUAAAUCAAAGAUAAAUUUGAUUAUCUAUCCUCAUAAUAUUGUAAUAUGUAUUCUGCUAGCGACUUUAUUUGAUAGCUUUAUAAAGUUUCGAGAAUAUAAAAUAUAAAAUACUUGUAUAUAAAAAAAUAAAUAUAUAACAAGUACUGUUAUACUCUACAACACAAUUAUAAAGACUUAUGC
Messenger RNA from Wasmannia auropunctata (little fire ant), 1706 nucleotides. RefSeq lists its product as uncharacterized. NCBI's taxonomy places the organism in Eukaryota, Metazoa, Arthropoda, Insecta, Hymenoptera, Formicidae. The record is from RefSeq and is a predicted model, not a curated record. Bases 49 to 426 code for a protein of 125 amino acids. The transcript has 4 exons.